UUGAGGAGGUAAAUAUGAAAUUUGCACCUCUGAGUUCAGCAGUGCUAUGGGUGCUGGAGCUGUGCCUUGCUGCGUGGUGAUGUAAAGCACUGGUAGCACUGAAGCACAGCAGAGGUCUGAAUUAGGCCCCAGGCAGGGGAGAAGGGCUGCUCUCGUGGUGACUUUCCUGCAGGCUCCCAAGGAGCCGUUAAAGCCACCCUGGUGUGAUAAAUACAGUCUCUUUGGAAACGUGGCACUUCUCUUGGUACCCAACUGAGAAUUGUGCUUCUCAGAAAACGUGGCUUUUCUUUGCCUUUUCUUUUGUCACAGCUGGUUAGUUUGCAGUACUGUAUUUUUGUAGAUUGUGUAAGAUGAGGUUGAGAACUAUUUUGUGCCUCGAGGGGCUCCGCUGCUGGAGACAGGAGAGCUGCGUGCUGCAGCCUGCACAGCCCCAUCCCUGCUGCAGGUCAUCUGUGGGCUGAUGCCUGGUGUGUGAACACACAGCACGGCUGCGACUCACACAGAAUCUCACUGGGCUUUAAAUCCCCAGGUCGGGGUGCACCAAACCUUUGCAUGAGGGUGGGCACCUCGCCCUGCUGGCUGUGCACCCUGGCAGUGGGGAGAAGGAGACUGAAGCCCUUGGGUGCAGCACCCACCUGAGCCCUGAGCACACCUGGGGCACAUCCUGGGAUAGGGACAUCCCUAUAAGGAUGUGCCUUGAGGCACUCGAUGCCAUUUCCUGCAGGCCUGCUUGUUCACACCACUGUCACACCGUAAAGUGACACUGUGGCUGUGUCUGGAGCUCCCCGGAGUUGGGUGGGGAUGUCUGGAGUGCCUGAAUCACGCCUUUAUCACUGCUACACCCACGGGCACCUCUCUUCCAGGUGAGGCAGACGCUUGUUAAAAGCCAAACAGGAAGGCAACAGCGCUUGGAGACGGGUGUGACUGCAGGGAUCAGCUGCUGGGGACAGCCCUCGCCACCAGGCAGGUGUGUCCUUGUCCUUGGCGUGAUGGAGGCUUGCUGCCAGCUUUGGCUGUGGGCAUUAUUUGUCCUCCUGGCCUGCCCACAGCCAGGGGUAGCACAGCCAGCCUGCUCCCAUGGGGCCUGCUAUCCCCCCAGGGGGGACAUCCUGCUGGGACGGGGCCAGCACCUGAUGGCUUCCUCCACCUGUGGCCUCACCAAGCCUGAGACAUACUGCACACCGCACGGAGAGUGGAACAUGAGAUGCUGUAAGUGUGACUCCCGGCUGCCUCACGCCCGCAAUGGGCACCGUGUGGCCAACAUGCUGUCCUCUGCUGGGCGAACACGCUGGUGGCAAUCCCAGAGUGGCAUGGAGCACGUCUAUUUGCAGCUGGAUCUGGAUGAGAAGUUCCAGCUCAGCAGCAUCGUGCUGGAUUUCAGGUCACCACUGCCCGCUGCGAUGCUGAUUGAGCGCUCCACAGACUUUGGCAAGACAUGGGAGGUGUACCAGUACCUGGCCUCUGACUGUGCUGCUGCCUUUCCCCACAUCCCCCGCGGUGCCCCCGAGAGCUGGGGGGAUGCUCGGUGCCAGCCACUGCAGGCCCAGCAUGGGUACCCCAUGCAUGGGGGCAAGGUGAAAUUCAGUGUCCAAGACGUGGCAUCUACCAUUACUACCUCAUACAGCCAGUCUGUUAAUAGGCUGGGGCAGUUCACCAACCUGAGGAUCAACUUCACCCAGCUCCCACACGUCAUGCACCACAGCUACCGCUCGCCCAGCAGCUUCUAUGCAGUGACAGAAAUGCAGGUGCUGGGAAGCUGCUUCUGCAACGGCCACGCUGACCGCUGUAUCCCAUCGAGGGACCCACAUGCCAUGGUGCAUGGGCACUGCGAAUGCCAGCACAACACUGCUGGCCCCAACUGUGGCCACUGUGCUGCCCUCUACAAUGACCGCCCCUGGGCCCCUGCGGAGGACAACGACCCCCAUGAGUGCCAGCGGUGUAACUGCAACGGCCACUCAGCCUCGUGCCACUUCGACCCGGAGGUUUUCCACGCCAGCGGUGGGGUGAGCGGGGGUGUCUGCGAUGACUGCCAGCACAACACGGAGGGAAACAACUGUGAGCGCUGCAAAACCAACUAUUUCCGCAACCAGCGGCAGGAUCUCACCCAUCCUGAAGCCUGCCAGCCCUGUGAGUGUGACCCGGACGGCACGGUGCCAGGCUCUGUCUGUGACCCACUCUCGGGGCACUGCGUCUGCAAGGAGAAUGUGCAGGGCGAGCGAUGCCACCUCUGCAAGCCAGGCUUUGCCCAGCUGGCCCAUGCCAACCCCCUGGGCUGCCGCAGAUGUGCCUGCAACGUCCUGGGAACACGGCAGAACGUGCCAUGUGAUGAUGAAACGGGGAGCUGCUCCUGCCUGCCCAACGUGGUGGGCACCGACUGUGACCAGUGUGCAGCUGGGCACUGGGACAUGGCGAGUGGCCGGGGCUGCCAGCCCUGCAAGUGCAACCCCAGUGGUUCCCACAGCAUCCACUGCAACCAGUUCACAGGACAGUGCCAGUGCAGAGAAGGCUUCACAGGGCGGACGUGCUCUGCUGCACAGCAGGAGCAGGCCUGCCCAGAUAGGCACUUUGGAGACGUCAGGGUAGGAUGCACAGAGUGCAACUGUGACUUUCAGGGCACCGAGGACGUGGGGUGUGACAAAUCCACAGGCCGCUGCCUCUGCCGCCCAGGUGUCACCGGCCCCCGCUGUGACCAAUGCCAACGGGACCACUGCAGCACCUACCCCAGCUGUGAGCCGUGCCACCCCUGCUUCCACACCUAUGAUGGUGACAUCCAGCGGCUGCGGUUGCGCUUGCAGCAGGUCAGCCUGAGCAACUCCAGCACUGGGCUGCCUGGGGGUUCCCACCUGGGCCUCCAGCUCUCACGGGCACAGAGCAGCGUGCAGCAGGCACAGGGCAUCCUUGGUCACUCAUCCACCGCCGAGCAGGGCCUGGCCCAGCUGGGCAAUGCACUCACUGCCAUCAGGGAGCAAAUGCAAGGCAUUAAUCCCAACUUUCAGUUUCUGGAUGUGAGUGCCUCUCUAUCAAACGAGUUUGAAGCUCUCAACAGCAGCCUGCUUACCAUCAAUGCUCAGUAUCAGAGCAAGAAGACCCAGUUUGAAAACAGCCGCAGCACGGAUCUGUCAGGAGCCUUUGGGACCAUCCGAUCUGCUCACCAGACAUCCACCAACGCCAGCAGCCUUGCUGCUGCUGCUGCCACUCUGCUGGCCAUGUCCAGGGAGAGCCGCAGGGAUGCAGCGGGGCUGGAGGCAGCAGCUGCCACUCACAGCAGCAAGCUGCUGGCCCUCAGGGCCCAGAUGGCCUCAUCUCCCAAUCUGACUCCUACCGUGAAUAAGAUCUGUGGUGGUUUCCGUGCAGAGACGUGCACCCCAGCACAGUGUGAAGGCUCGCUGUGCCCACAAGAUGGUGGCAUGGCCUGCGGGGACGGCCUCAGCUGCCGUGGUGCCAGGCCAUUAGCCGGUGGGGCCCUGCGUGUGGCUGGGAAAGCUGAGGGGGAGUUGGACAGCCUGAGUGCACGGCUAAGGGAGACAGCACAGCUGAUUAAAACGACGGAGGCAUCUGCUAAUCAGAUUCAAAGCAAUGCCUUGCGGCUCAUGGAACAGAUGAGUAUAACAAGAACCCAGAUCGAAGGAGAUGUCCGGCAUGCCCAGCAGUUCAUCCAGCAAGUUCGAAACUUCUUGUCAGACAAAGACACAGACCCUGCAACAAUCCAGGAAAUCAGCGAGUUUGUUCUCUCUCUUCGUCUCCCCACGGAUGCUGCUGCAGUCCUGAGAAAAAUGAAUGAGAUUCAAAAUCUGGCUACCAAGCUGCAGUGCCCAGAGAACAUACUUGCCCAGACGGCCGAGGACAUUGCAAAGGCCAAGCAGCUGCAGCAGGAGGCAGAACAGGCCAGGAACCGGGCAAAUGCUGUGGAAGGCAAUGUGGAAGAGGUUGUUGGGAAUCUGAGACAGGCAAACACAGUGCUGCUGGAGGCCCAGGGGGCCAUCAGGGGCUCAGGUUCUUCCCUUCGGUUCAUUCAGGAACGCGUUGAGGAAAUCGAGGCAGUGCUUGGUCCAGCUGAGAAGAACGUGGGCUCGGUGGCAGCCCAGCUGGCUGUGCUGGCAGAGGGGCUCCCUGGGCUGCAGCAGACAGCAGGGCAGAACCGGUUGCGGGCCAACGAUGCACAGCAAACAGCAGCAGCAGCAAGCGAGGAGGCCAACAGGGCUCAGCAGGCUUUCCAGCAAGUGAAAGAUAUGUAUGCGGAGCUGAAGAGCAGGCAGGGGCAGAGCCCUGCACUGGGAGCACAGGGCAGCCGUGUGCAGAGCAUAGAUCUGGAGGCAAAAGCUCUCUUUGAGGAAACGUGGAACAUGAUGCUCCGUAUGGAAACUUUGGAGACAGAAAUUCAGGAAAGCAACAGAGCUCUGGUGGCCAAGUCAGCCAGGCUGUCAGGCCUUCAGGAGCAGGUGGGCAGGAUCCGGGAUGCCAUCCAUAAGCGAGUCACCUACUAUGAGAGCUGCUCCUGAGUGAGGCUGCGCCUUCCCGCUGCAAACACCGACUGCUGUGUUGAUUCCCAUUUUUCUGGCAGGAUUUCUCACUUUCCUAACGUCUGUAUAUUUAGCAAAUGGGAUUUCUGUCCUUUUGGAAAGGAGCUGCACCGAGGCAAAGGGGUGAACCCCUGGGUGGGUUUGUGCUCUUUGGACCACUUGAAGCUACCUGGGCAUGGAGGAGAAGGACAGACACAGAACUUCAGCUGCAAAUAUGCACAUCCCCCACCUUGUUAUUUCCAGAGAGGUUAAAAAAGAAAAAAAAAAAAAGGAAAGGAAAAAAAAAAAAGAAAAAAAAGAAAGAGUUCAUGUUUUAACCAAUUCAAGCUCUUGUAGCUGGAUUUGCUAUUCAGACAAAACCCAUUAUGUGGGACAAUGCAGUUAAUGCUUAGGACUUGCCGUGGCUGCAGUCCUUCCCUCCUAGAUUUUUCAUCAAAGAACCAGAUCACAGAAAUGGAGAAUUUUAUUUCCAUUGUAUCUACAUAGCAAACCUCUAUUUCUGCAACUAGGAGAAAUGCAAUCUCAUACUCAAAACGUGUGAUGUUGAAUGUCUUCUUUGACUUUCUGCCACAAUCUUCUUAUUUACUGUGUAACACUUUGCCAGAAAAAUAUCAGAGAGAGCAGUUCUGCAGCUGCUCAGGGGAUGCUUCAGCAGGGACUUAAUAGACCAUUUCCACAUCACAUUUCUACGAAUAACCAACAGGCACUUUACAAAACAAAAGUCAGCUUUAUUAAGCAAGUAUUUAUUGUGCAAUUACAGACUUGGAAGCAGGGAAUUUAGACCUUGCUGUGGUUAUUAACAGACAUACGGAGGUUGCUAGCAGGUUGUCUCCUUUUGUAGCUGAAGUGAGAACCACGCAGCCUGGGCAACUGCUUGUCACCGAGCUGCAGAGAGCUGAAGCCUGGGAGAAACCAAAAUCCAAGGAAUAGGAAGGAUGCAGGUUGUAAAAAUAACUGAGCUGCCACUGAAUAAAACUCUGCAUGGCUUUGGUUUAUAGGAUUUAUGCUGUGCAGUGCACUCGUUAUGCAUCGGACAACUUAACAGUAUACGGAAAACAAAAGCUUACAGCACUGAGCAAUGUUGUAUGGAAUAAUAUACACUGAAUAUGCUAGCAGCAGCCUCAGCCUUUCCCUUGCUAAAGUGCCUUCUUCCAGCAUUAACGAUCCAGAAGCACGCCGAGGUCACCGCGCUGAUGGAUUCCCAGCAUUACUGUGCUGCUCAUCACCGCGUCGCUGCUCUCCGUGACGCUGCUGCUCUCAGCCCCUGGCGGGACACAACAUCCUUUCUUCUUGCUUGCACUGUUGAUGUCUGGCUUUGAAGUGCAGAAAAGAGUAAAACAGCCCUUCUGUUUCUGCAAGAGUGAGAAUUUCAAUUGGGAAUUGAACUUUGUUUCGCUAGACUGCUGCCUUCACAAUGUGCUCUGUUAAUAGGCGGCAGCAGCACGGGGGUUAGGAGCAGCUUAGUUCCUUUUGUAUGCUGCAUUUAUAAAGGGCUGCUACAUGACUGAUCACUGGAAUUGACCUGUUUGGAGUCUGUAGUAGAUCUUACUUGCAUUUGUCUCAUCUAUUGAUCCUUUGUACAUUACAGUUCUGUUCGUGUGAUCUCAUCAGUAGAAAAGGUCAUAAAAGAUGAUAAGAUGCAGCUCACUUGAUGUAGUUUCCAGGGAGAUUUAUGCUGGCCCAUGCUCACCUUUUUGGAACAUCUUCUCAGCCAGAAUCUAAUAGCAGUACUUCCUACUGCUUAUACACAACAUGUCUCAAAUGUUAAUUUCGGAAUUAAUCUGAGCUAUGACCAAACAGGAGGAAACGUUUCUUUUCUUACUUCUCUGGUAUUUGUUGCUCACCUACACAACCAACGUUUCCAUGCUGUGCUCUCUGAUAACAAAGCAACUGGAACUGACCCAGCUGGACCAAAUCUGGGCCAGGGAUGGGCUGUUCAGGCAAUAAUUGCCUUUGAAACCAAUUGAUUUUAGAGCCAGUGGGCUGUUCCAAUUGGAAGUCAAAGGAUGACUUCUUCCUCAAGAGAUGGCUUAAUUAGGGCUUUUUCUGUUACAGAAUACCUGCAAAAUCAAUUUGUUUCCGUGCAGUCACUUUGCUAGUUGUGCCUUUCCCAUUUUCAUGCUGUAAUGGGUUUAAUUGCAAGCAGCUGGUGGUGGGAUGGUGUGCACUUACCUCUGACGAUGGGGGAUCCUGCUGGCCGCCUUCCUCAUCACAUGAUCAAGCAAACUCCAGUUUGCCCAGUGCCACAGUGAGAUGAGUGCUUACCAGUCUUCAUUGGAACGAGAACUUCUGAUUUGAAAUGGCUGGAUGGAAAUGGAAGAAUUGGAAGAGAAAGAAGGAAAAAAAAAAAAAAAAAGAAAUAAAUGGCAGUAUUUAUGGUCAUUCUGCAGGUGAAUUAAAGUUGUGUUUUUAAUAUAAAGAGUGUCAGCUGCUGAAAGCAAAGUAGAGCUGGAGCGCAAGUCAACACUGCAGCAAAGGCAGGGUCCACUCAGCCAGCAGCUGCUGAGUAAUUGGCAUCGGCUCUAACCAUAGAUCAUCACAGUUUCUGGAAAGCAAAUGCACUGAUGGCAAUGGCAAUCAAACCCCCACCACCUCAGCUCACUGCAAGCCUUGCUGUGCAGCCUGGGCACUGUGCCUCACCUGCUGCUCAUACAAGAACAAAAAAAUGCUUGGCUAGGUACUGGUGCAAUGUUUGCUUCUGUCAUUUUCCUCCCUCCUCUCUACUCCACCUGGAGCUGGCAACUUAUGUGCUAGGCAGCAACUUCCAGGCAGGGUUAGUCCCAUACACUUUAUCAGAAGUUACGGC
Molecule: messenger RNA, 7326 nt
Organism: Phasianus colchicus (ring-necked pheasant)
Lineage: Eukaryota; Metazoa; Chordata; Aves; Galliformes; Phasianidae
Gene: LAMB3
Product: laminin subunit beta 3
Biological process (GO): tissue development; animal organ morphogenesis
Source: RefSeq, a predicted model, not a curated record